Penicillium arizonense is the source of this 297-nucleotide messenger RNA. RefSeq lists its product as uncharacterized. NCBI's taxonomy places the organism in Eukaryota, Fungi, Ascomycota, Eurotiomycetes, Eurotiales, Aspergillaceae. The record is from RefSeq and is a predicted model, not a curated record. The transcript is spliced from 2 exons. Bases 1 to 297 code for a protein of 98 amino acids.
AUGCCUCCUCCGAACGUUAAGCGGUUGAUCUUGACUGCCGCAGUCACCUCAAUUACAAUUACGGGCACGCUGUAUGGUGCAGGUAUCAAAACAAAUCAAGAAAUUGCAGAGACAGCAAAGCAACGACAAGAGUCUACAUUCGAUGAACAGAUGAAAGCUUUACAAGGAAUGCGCUCAAAUCUGACAGCUCGGAGAGGCAUCCUCGAGAAACAAAUCCGAGACCUUGAUGCAAGGAUGCUGGAGAAGCAGCAGAAAGGCAUUGGCGGAGACAAGCAGCAGUCACCCAAAGAACAAUGA